AUGCAGGAUAGAAUGAGGCGACAGGGACAAUAUGGUGACGCAGACAUCAAUUCCAUGGUUGCUGCCCAGUUGCAUCACUACCAGGCACAGCAAAGGGUGCAGCAACACCCUGAGAACAGCUAUACUGGAAGAGAUGCUGCACAAGCUUCUGGGGAGCACCGGUACACUCCCCCGAAGGUGAGGCAGAGUCAAUGGGAUCGAGGUGGACCAAACAUGCCAAGCCAGGUUCCAUCAUAUGCAUAUAAGGAAGGUCAAAAUUCUGCGGGUGCACAGUCCUUUUACGAUGGACAGAGAUCUGAUGCAAAGGUAGGUCUAGAAAAGCAGCCCAGCAAGGAAACUAGGGACCAGCCUCGUACAGAUAGGACUGAAACAAGAUACGAGGAUUAUAAUCUUCCUCGGACAUUUGAAGGUCUAGAGCAAAGUUUUCAUGAGGACAUUAUGAUGCUAUCCAAGGAACUACAGGAUGCAGAGGAUGCUGAAAAUUCUAGACACAUGGAGAGAUUGAAGGAGAUAAAUACGCAGUACCAGGAGAAACUAUUAGCACUUCGGGCUCGGCAAGCAAACUAUAGAGAUGAAUUUCUGCGUAAAGAAUCUUUGGCACGCCAGCAGCAAUACCAGCAGGCCAACAUGAGCCAUUAUGCCAAUAAUUCCAUGGCUGGGGAGCAGCAUGGUUAUCACCCAACAGCUUUGCCUGGCGAGCAGCAUGGUUAUCAUCCAACAGCAGCUGCUGCAGCUGGAGGUGCUUAUGAAGAAGCACAUCGGGGUUAUGCUUCUGGCCAUGGCCAGUAUGAAUCCUUCACUGAUAGACCAGAUUACCCAGAGUUCCAUGGUGGCGGCAGAGGUCGGGGUCGUGGUUUUGAACACCGUAGCCAAUACCCUGGUGGUCGUGCUUACAGUUCUGGUGGCCGGAGAUUUUAGGUGUUUAUUAGUUGCACAGUCCGUCAUGUUGAGCUCAUCACGGCUUAUCUCAGUGCGCUGUGAUGUACUCGAUGCUUAAGAAGCUUUUGUUGCAAUCUCCUGGAAACCUAAACGCUGUUAGAACCUGUUCUACAGUCCAUGUCACUGAUAUGUUAGCACUGAGCUACUUUUACGGUUUUGCCAGAGUUUCUUCUGGUUGUAAUUUGUAGAGGAACCAGAGAAUACAGAUGUUAUUGUUUCUCUGCUAUCCAUUCAUGUUAUAUGUUCUCUGAAGCAAUAAAAGUACAUGUUUAUUGAAAUCAAAAUAAAUAAAA
Molecule: messenger RNA, 1232 nt
Organism: Panicum hallii
Lineage: Eukaryota; Viridiplantae; Streptophyta; Magnoliopsida; Poales; Poaceae
Exons: 3
Coding region: 1-918 (305 amino acids)
Source: RefSeq, a predicted model, not a curated record